AGGCCGGAGGGGAGAGGGGCCUGGGGAUCGCGAAAGGCUUGAGGUUGAGGCCGCUCGGGGGAGGGGGAAGGCAGCCCGGCGGUGUUGGGCAGGUGGAGGACCCAGCCGGGCUGGGCCCCCUGGGCCCCGGGUCUGUAUAAUAACAGUUUGCUAUAAAACUCAGAAUCUUCCAGCCCGGGCCGCCGAGUUCGUGUGUCUGUCCGCGACGUUGGGGAUAGGGCAGGGAUGGCAGGAAUGCCCACGCCCGGACUCUCGGAGGAGGGAUCUUUUCGGAUGGGUUUGGGGUCUAGGACCUCCUCGGCUCCCUGGAACUCAGGGUGCAGGGCCCCCUGCAGUCCCCGCAGACGGGUUGAAGGUGCCUGGGCUUACCUUCCUCGACUUGGCUACUUGGGGAGAGGCUGAGGAGCCUGAGCACCUGGGGAUGUCCAGGUGCACUUGGGAGGGGGCCGGGGCGUCCGGGAACUCCCAGUCAUGGCAAGGCGGAGGCCGGGCUUUCACCUCGCUGGCUCCGGCGACAUUCUAGGUGGACAGGGGUGCCAGGGACCCUCGGGGUAUCUGCCGACCGGCCCGGGACCGCAGGGGCUCGCGGGUCCCCUGGCUCCACCCCAUCAUGUGGCCACCGCGGCUCCGCCUCCGCCCCAGUUCCUGUUUCGGCCUCUGCUGUCCUGCUUCGGCCGCUGGGGCUCCCCGCCGCCGCCCACUCUUCCUGCCCCGCCGGGGCCGCCUCUUCCCGGGCGCCCGCGGUCCGCAUCCCCGUUCGCCCCGCCCGGAGAUGGGGCCUCCUUUCGGCUCGGGCCGGUCCUCCGGGGGCCCCCGAGGCUCCUCGCCCCCGCCGUGACCGCCUUGCCCACCUGGUGCCGCCGCCCCCAGGAUGAAGGGUGGCGAGGGGGACGCGGGCGAACAGGCCCCGCUGAACCCCGAUGCCGAGAGCCCCGCGGGCUCGGCCACGUACCGAGAGUUCGUGCACCGCGGCUACUUGGACCUCAUGGGGGCCAGUCAGCACUCGCUGCGGGCGCUCAGCUGGCGUCGCCUCUACCUCAGCCGGGCCAAGCUCAAAGCCUCCAGCCGCACGUCUGCCCUGCUCUCGGGCUUCGCCAUGGUGGCCAUGGUGGAGGUACAGCUGGAAAGCAACCACGAAUACCCGCCAGGCCUGCUGGUGGCCUUCAGCGCCUGCACCACCGUCUUGGUGGCUGUCCACCUCUUUGCACUCAUGGUCUCCACGUGUCUGCUGCCCCACAUCGAGGCUGUCAGCAACAUCCACAACCUCAACUCUGUCCACCAGUCACCACACCAGCGACUCCACCGCUAUGUGGAACUAGCCUGGGGCUUCUCCACUGCCUUAGGCACUUUCCUUUUCCUCGCUGAGGUUGUCCUGGUCGGCUGGGUCAAGUUUGUGCCUAUUGGAGCCCCCGUGAGCACUGCAGCCCCUGUGGUACCCACCUCCCAGGUACCUGGGACUCUGCCACCGGUGGCCAUCUCCCUUAGCCCAGCUUCCAAGCUCCCACCAUCUCCUUCUGUAGCCCCAUCACAGGCUGGGCCUCCUGAGGCCUGCCCGCCCCGGCAAGUGUGUGGUGCUGGUGGGGCCCAUGGGCCAGGCUGGCAAGCAGCCAUGGCCUCCACGGCUAUUAUGGUACCUGUGGGGCUGGUGUUUGUGGCCUUUGCCCUGCAUUUCUACCGCUCCUUGGUGGCACACAAGACAGACCGCCACAAGCAGGAGCUUGAGGAGCUGAGCCGCCUGCAGGGGGAACUGCAGGCAGUGUAAGGCUGGUGUUAGCCCUGGCUGCAAGCACUGCCUCCCUCAUUCUCUGCCCCUGGCUGGAGCCACUUCCUGUGGCCACUCUCAGGUAGAGACCAGAUUCCUGCCUUCAAAGUCCUUUGGGCUGGGCUUUUGGGCAGCUCCCACAUUCCUGGAGAUUUUCUCUGUUAGUCUGUCCUAUGGGUUUCAUAGGUUAUACUCAAACCUAGGCUGGGAGAGCCAUGGGAGGAAGUGGAAGGGCCUCAGUCUAAGGCUCAUGCAUUAGGUAGUGGGGAGGCAAGGAGACCCUGGUUGGGCCCUUGGUGCUGACCCUUAGCUACUUACCCCUGUACAGGGUGGGGAGGUCAGAAGGUUAUAUACCCACCCAGCUGUCUCAGAAGACAGCCAACUCUUGCUUUGUUUUUGUAGAAUCUACUUAUGGUUGGCAUUUUGGGGGAAGCUUUUCCCCAUCCCCAGGUUCUAAUGGGUUCCACACUAUUGCUUUAGUCGCUGCAGAGAGGGAUUUGGGUGUUUCUACUUCAGGCAUAGGUCCAGCCUUUCCCAGGAGGAGCCUCCCUAAUUUUGGAGGUCCAAGCCCUACCCCCCCCCCACUGUGGGGGCCCACAGCCACACGCAGAAGGGUCAGGACCUGCCUCACUCUCCUAGGUACGCACUUGUGCUUCUACAUCUGGUUCUCACUUUCUUGGGUCAGGGCUGGGGGUCUUUAGAGACCGAUGGUCUAUGUGCCUGGCCUGACUCCCUGGCAAGGAUUGGGGUGAAGAGGAAUUCAGGUUUUAAGGGAAAAGGUUCAGUUCCUAUCCCUUGGAAUGCAAAUUUGUUGACACUGAAUUUUUGAUGCAUCAUGUUUUAUAUAAUAAACUGUGUUUCACAGA
Molecule: messenger RNA, 2628 nt
Organism: Choloepus didactylus (southern two-toed sloth)
Lineage: Eukaryota; Metazoa; Chordata; Mammalia; Pilosa; Megalonychidae
Gene: ORAI3
Product: ORAI calcium release-activated calcium modulator 3
Exons: 2
Coding region: 872-1762 (296 amino acids)
Biological process (GO): store-operated calcium entry
Cellular component (GO): membrane
Molecular function (GO): store-operated calcium channel activity
Source: RefSeq, a predicted model, not a curated record